Neoarthrinium moseri is the source of this 903-nucleotide messenger RNA. RefSeq lists its product as uncharacterized. The coding region runs from base 1 to 903 and encodes 300 amino acids. The record is from RefSeq and is a predicted model, not a curated record. The transcript has a single exon. Gene Ontology annotation, molecular function: hydrolase activity. NCBI's taxonomy places the organism in Eukaryota, Fungi, Ascomycota, Sordariomycetes, Amphisphaeriales, Apiosporaceae.
AUGGCGCCGCCUACUAGCAUGAGUCUUCUUGUAUACCUGCGAUUAAAGAUCUUGGUGACCUGUUUACGCCUUCUCAUAAAGGUGCCGAUCUAUGUGAGGCUUCGUCGGGAUAGGCUCCUGACGCAAAGCUUGGGCGUUCACACUCAACACUUGCGCAUUCCUUCGCGCGAUUCGGGCCGCUUUAUUGACGCGCACCUAUACUAUCCCGACUCGACGACCUCGCCCAAACCUGUCCUCGUCAACUGGCACGGAAGCGGCUUUGUUAUACCUCUGCACGGCAGUAACAACGUUUUCUGCGCACAGAUCGCGAAAGAGACAGGCAUCUUCGUCCUGGAUGUUGACUAUCGCAAAUCGCCCGAAACACCGUUUCCGGGGCCAUUGGAAGACGCCGAGGACGUGCUACGCUGGACAUCCACGCAGACAGACCGGUUUGACAGCUCCCGUGUUGCCGUGUCUGGCUUCAGUGCCGGCGCCACAGUCUGUCUGGCAGCAGCAAUAGCCUCCAGAAGUCUUCUCUCCAUCUCCGCGGCAGUGCUGAUCUAUCCAUUUGUCGACAUGUCAGUGGCACCCGAGGCAAAGAUGGUUGCAAAACCCAUCAAGCCGCCGCCACCGUACAUUGCUCACAUCUUCAACGACUCAUACGUCUUUGACAAUGCAAAGCGUACCGACCCCCGUGUGUCGCCGGCUCUGGCUGAACCGGAGCACUUCCCACCAACGGUAGCUAUCGCCACCUGCGACGGCGACAUAUUGCAAGAUGCCGGGAAGAAAGUCCCUUUAAAAAUGCUCAAGGGAUUGCCCCAUAGCUUCGACACUGGGGCAGAGAAGGGAACGCUGGAAUGGAAGAAACGUGAAGAAUUGUACAUCUGGGCAGUGCAAGUGUUGAAGGGUGCUUUGAAGCCGUGA